AUGGCGAGCGCAGACUUGAUGGAAGCGAGGUCCUUGAGCUGCCGGAGAGUCCUCGAUCUGCGAAGGCUCGAAAGUGAGCCUGGAUUGUGCGAGCAGCAGCGUCGCGGAGGGAGUACGACGAGGAGGAGGUGCUGCCGCGGAGGGCGGACUCCAGGACGGAGAUGCGGCGGAGGAGGGAGGCGAUGGUGUGUUGAGUCUCUCUCUCCUCAUCGUAAUAACCCUCUCGAAAACUGGGUCGGUGCUGAUGGGAAUCGGAGAUUGGGGUUGGGGCGGGAUAGAGGUGGGGUUGUGGCGGAUGGUGGUAAAUUGGGUUGCAAUCAGGCGGCGGAGGCAGCGGGGGAUGGUGGUGGCACGGCGGGUAGGGAGGGCAACAGCAGCAGAAGGUCGCGGCGGUGGGGUGGUGGCGGAGGUGGUGGUGGUGCGAGGCCAUUUUUGGUUUAUCUGCCGGAAUCUCUACUGCGGUCACGGGAGACUGGUUCUCGGUCCGACAGGCCAUUUUGGUCCAAUCCUUAG
Striga asiatica is the source of this 513-nucleotide messenger RNA. The record is from the annotation of a GenBank genome assembly. NCBI's taxonomy places the organism in Eukaryota, Viridiplantae, Streptophyta, Magnoliopsida, Lamiales, Orobanchaceae.